This is a messenger RNA of Cryptosporidium muris RN66, 669 nucleotides long. RefSeq lists its product as uncharacterized. NCBI's taxonomy places the organism in Eukaryota, Apicomplexa, Conoidasida, Eucoccidiorida, Cryptosporidiidae. The coding region runs from base 1 to 669 and encodes 222 amino acids. The record is from RefSeq and is a predicted model, not a curated record. The transcript has a single exon.
AUGGAUUAUAUAAAGAAUUUGAUUAAUUUAUGUUUAAAAGAGAUCUUACGGCUAGAGAAUUUAACAUGGGACAUAAUGGAAGGAAUAAAUAUUGAUAAUGUAAGAUUUAACUCCAGUGGUAUAAAUGCAAAAUUUGAUGAACAUGAAAUACCAAUAAAAUUAGAAAGUGGAGGUAUAACUUCUAUGACGAUAACUUAUUCUCCAAUAGAAGGUAUUUGUAAGUUUAUAGUAAAAGAAAUGGUUAUGGAAAUUAAGCCCAAAGUCCUCUCAACUAUGGGAAAAAAAAUACAACAAGGUCUAGCUAGUAUUAUACUAGAUGAAGAUCCAGUAGAGUACAUUGAUUCAUCUUCUUAUAUCCGUGAUAUUCCAUUAUCUUUAUUAAGUGGUAUUAGGAGAUGUGAUUAUCAAAUUGUUUCACCAAACAUAAUACCUGAACCACCAAAGAUUGUAAAACCAGCUAUUAAGAUUAAAAUCCAUUCAAAAAGUCAAAGUCCACCAUCAUUUUAUCCACCGUUAUAUACAAGCAGUUUUUAUAUCCCGGAACAAUUUAAACAUCCAUAUAAAUAUUCAAAUACCUCAUACUCCACUAUAUUACCAAAUAAUUAUAAGGCAUAUGUUGAUUUAUCCAAUAUUUCCCUUAAAAGAGGUUGGGGAACAUCAAUUAUAUAA